AUGUGGAGAGCCAGGCCCGAGUCACAGCGCCAUGUGAGGACCUCACAGAAGUACCCUGUGGCGGACAGCCUCUGGUUCAAGCACCUGCUGAAGCAGGUCCUGGCCACGGGCUUGCACCGCUGUCUGCUCAUCAGGCCCACCAACUCCAAGGCCAGGGGUGCCACUGGCAGCUUCAAAUUGGUUUCCAAGCGUAAAAGGAAAGUCCAACCCAGAAAGACAUCUACCAUGACAGCCCCCAGGAAGCCCAGUGAGGUCAAGGAGAAGGUCCCUAAGAAAUCGAGAGAGACAAAGAAGGGCCCUUCCAACCCAGCUGAGGUGAAAAGGGGACUGAGGAAGCCUUGAGAGGUGAGGAUGGCUCCUCCCAAACCAGGUGCAGCCAAAGAGAAGGUUCCCAAGAAAGGCAGCCAGACCAAAGAUCAAGAGGCAAGAGUGAGUGAGGCCAGGAAGGCCUCCCAACAGCCAGACAAGGCCCCAUGGGCCCCUCCCAGUGCCACUGGGCUCAGUGGGAAGUCAAAGGUCAAAGGCAGAAGGAAGAGCCAAGGUGGUGAGGCCCCCAGGAAGACAAAAGCUGGGAGUCAGAGUGUAAAAUCCACAGUCCCUCAGGGCAAGAAUGGUGCUGUUUCUCCAGCCAAAAAGAAGGACAACCACAUCCCUAAAGAGGUCAUUGCCCAUGUGGCCAAGGAGGGGCCCAAAGCCAAGGCCUCUGCUCAUCCCAGGGGUGGCGGGCCUAAGAUAGUACCUGAACCUCUGGCCAGGAAGAUAGAGGCUCCCAAGGGCCCGAAGAGGCCGGGCAUGCCCACCAAGGCCUCAUCAUCCAAAUUAGCCAGUAGGAAGGCGGAGGGUGAAAGCUAGAGCUGGGGUGGAGACACGGAAAUCCUACCCGAGUUUUUAU
This is a messenger RNA of Lontra canadensis (Northern American river otter), 892 nucleotides long. RefSeq names its product histone H1oo-like. The transcript has 2 exons. The record is from RefSeq and is a predicted model, not a curated record. NCBI's taxonomy places the organism in Eukaryota, Metazoa, Chordata, Mammalia, Carnivora, Mustelidae.